AUUAAAAUUUCCAUCAUAUAUUCUCUCAGGGCAACUCCUACCUGUUCAUUAUGUAUGUCAUAAAUGUAAAAAGUUGUACUAAUUUAACCGUUAGUCUUAGUUUGAGUAUGUAGUUGUGUUAAUUAGCCAGACAAAAAUUGUUGCCAGCAUAUGUAGUCUUGUGUCAGAUUCAUAUAAGAGUGUUUUUUGUGAAACCAAAAGUAUAUGGCUAGAAUAGGAGCUAUAUAUAUAAACGUGAAAUUAUAGGUAAAAAAGAGUGUAUAGUCCAAUGUUCUCUGCAAUCUGCAACCUGUUUUGCACUUUGCUUUUGUUGUGUUUCAUAAGGACCAUGCAUCUCUGUGGAAAGAGUUGAGCUGGGAAUCAGGCAGCAAAACGGUCCCCAGUUCAGAUAACAACCACCAAAACAAAAUUUCACCCUUUCAUUUUCCUUAUCCCAUCACCCCAAAAGAAAAAGCUAGGGAUUCUCCAAUUCAGCCCCUUCUUCCGUGUCCUUCACUAUUCCCAAUCCUCACACACAUAACCCAAAAAUCACCCACCCCCACACAACCCCAUCAAGAUUUCAGCACAAAGUCUAAAACUUUUCACAAAAUUGAAGAGACCCGGUUGAUUUUUUUUCUGUUCGGGGUGAGCCAUCGAUCGAUCAUGACGCAGCGGCGGUUUCUGGACACGGAGCUGAGCAUGCCACCGUCGUACGGCAACAACACGCGCGACACGUUCAUCAGCGACGCCAACUUCGACACCAACAUGGUGAUCAUUCUGGCGGCUCUACUGUGCGCUCUGAUAUGCGCGCUGGGGCUGAACUCCAUCGCGCGGUGUGCGCUGCGGUGCGGGCGGCGCUUCGGCGACGAGACGGAGGAGCAGGCGGCGGCCCGCCUUGCCGGAACCGGGCUGAAGCGGCGUGAGCUCAGCCGCAUCCCGGUGGCGGUGUAUGGUGCCUCCGGCGAGACUGUCCCGGCGACAGAGUGCCCCAUAUGCCUCGGGGAGUUCGAGAAAGGGGACAGGGUUCGAAUGCUGCCCAAGUGCAACCACGGAUUCCACGUGCACUGCAUUGACACGUGGCUCCUCUCCCACUCCUCCUGUCCCAACUGCCGCCACUCCCUCCUCGAGAAACCCGCAGCGCCGGAAAGUGGGUCCCGCCGUAGGAGCGACGUCGUGGUGUUGGUGGAGCCGCCGAGUUGAAAGACAAUAAUAUCGUGAAAAAGUUUUGGUGAAUGGAGGUUGAGAAAUUUAAUGUUAGUUGUUAGAGUAGUUAUUAGUUGGUUAUUAAUAAAUUUGAAGUGAUCAUCCUUACACACGUUUAUUUUUAUUUAUUUUUUUAAAUUAAAACAUAUGUUAAUGUUUGUGCUGUGUAUACUAGUACGUUGGAUUGGAUACAAAAAAACAAAUCUUGAAAAUGUGCA
Messenger RNA from Vigna umbellata (rice bean), 1400 nucleotides. The record is from RefSeq and is a predicted model, not a curated record. Lineage: Eukaryota; Viridiplantae; Streptophyta; Magnoliopsida; Fabales; Fabaceae.